GUAACCGAGGUGGAAGCGAAUCAACUGGUGCAGCGCCUUCGAGGUUGCAGUUCGGAUCCAUAUUUGGCUGCAGAUCCACAUGUAAAAGACAGGACCGUGUUGGAUCUCCAAGGGACCUUGGGUGCCCAAGCAACACUCCACAUAUCACAUUGCUCCGCUAAAUACGAAAGAUUUAAUUGCACAUGCAACGCAGAAUAGUAUAGAGAUUAAUUAUAGACAUUAGGG
Mycena citricolor is the source of this 225-nucleotide messenger RNA. The record is from the annotation of a GenBank genome assembly. NCBI's taxonomy places the organism in Eukaryota, Fungi, Basidiomycota, Agaricomycetes, Agaricales, Mycenaceae.